AAUCAAAUACAGCAACCGAAGCUGUCUCUCUAUGACUUUCUUUCCUUCACCCUCAAUCGAUCUGCUCCAAAAGAUGAAGCUCUGACUUUGACCUCACUCUCUCCCUCUCUGUCUGUCUCUGCUCCGUCGCCCAGCCCAUGCAUAGAAUGGCUCCCGAAAUCCAAGACCAGCGGCUCCCCACGACGGCCGCCGCGGGGGCUGCUGAAGCGCCGCCUGCCGUGGUGGGGGUGAGGACGACCAAGCCCAAGAAGCUGACCCUCAUCCCCCUCAUCUUCCUAAUCUACUUCGAGGUCGCCGGGGGACCGUACGGGGAAGAGCCAGCCGUCCAGGCGGCUGGCCCCCUCCUUGCCCUGAUCGGCUUCCUUGUCUUUCCCUUCAUCUGGUCUGUCCCGGAGGCCAUGAUAACGGCGGAGCUCGCCACAGCUUUCCCCGGCAACGGGGGGUUCGUCAUAUGGGCCGAUCGGGCCUUCGGGCCCUUCGCCGGUUCCCUGAUGGGCACGUGGAAGCUCCUCAGCGGCGUCAUCAACAUCGCCUCCUUCCCCCUCCUCUGCAUGGAGUACCUGAAGAAGCUCUUCCCGGUCGUCUCCUCCGGCCUCCCCCGGAAUCUCGGUCUCCUCUCCUUCACCCUCGUCCUCUCCUUCCUCAACUUCCUGGGCCUCACCGUCGUUGGGUACGCCGCCGUCGUGCUCGGGGUCGUCUCCCUCCUGCCCUUCAUCCUCAUGUCCGCCAUAGCCAUCCCCCAGAUCCGCCCCCACCGCUGGCUCAGCCUCGGGGAGAAGGGCGUGAAGAAGGACUGGACCCUCUACUUCAACACCCUCUUCUGGAACCUCAAUUUCUGGGACAACGUCAGCACUCUCGCCGGCGAAGUCGAUCGCCCCCAGAGGACCUUCCCCGUCGGUCUGUUCUUCGCCGUCAUCUUCACCUGCGUGGCCUACCUCAUCCCGCUCUUCGCCGUCACGGGCUCGGUCUCCGUGGGCCAGUCCCAGUGGGACACGGGCUUCCACGCGGAGGCCGCCGAGAUGAUCGCCGGCAAGUGGCUCAAGAUCUGGAUCGAGGUCGGGGCUGUCCUCUCUUCGGUCGGCCUGUUCGAGGCCCAGCUCAGCAGCUGCGCCUUCCAGAUCCUCGGGAUGGCUGAACUCGGGAUGAUCCCGAGCUUCUUCGGGGCCCGCUCCAAGUGGUUCAACACCCCCUGGGUCGGCAUCCUCUUCUCCACCGCAGUGUGCAUCGCGAUGUCGUACAUGAACUUCGAGGACGUCGUCGGGUCUGCAAACCUGCUCUACAGCCUCGGGAUGCUGCUCGAAUUCGCAUCCUUCCUGUGGCUGAGGCGGAAGAUGCCCCACAUCAAGCGGCCCUACCGGGUGCCGCUGGGGCUCCCGUGGCUCGCAGUGAUGUGCCUCAUCCCGGCGGGGUUCCUAAUACUGAUCAUGGUGUUGGCGACCAAGGUGGUGUACAUGGUGGCAGGGCUGAUGACGGUCGGCGGGAUCGGGUUCUACUUCUUGAUGAACUUCUGCAGGUCCAGGAAGAUCAUGAGGUUCAGCGAUGGUGGAGAUGUAGGAGCAAUGGAAGAAGGCUGAAAUUAUUCAUUCUGAUUUAAUUAUUUUAUUCAAUGUAGCAUUGGGACGAAACUUAGUUCAUAGUUAGCUCAGCACCAACAUAUAUUACACUUGUCCAUAUCUCUGUUUUAUCGCGCUCGGAAUAUAUAUCAAAUGUUAUGCAAGUUGAUGGAAAUUAUGCCAA
Molecule: messenger RNA, 1737 nt
Organism: Punica granatum (pomegranate)
Lineage: Eukaryota; Viridiplantae; Streptophyta; Magnoliopsida; Myrtales; Lythraceae
Source: RefSeq, a predicted model, not a curated record